Messenger RNA from Pseudophryne corroboree (corroboree frog), 5863 nucleotides. Its product is annotated as complement decay-accelerating factor-like. Gene Ontology annotation, cellular component: plasma membrane. The transcript has 16 exons. The record is from RefSeq and is a predicted model, not a curated record. Bases 382 to 2109 code for a protein of 575 amino acids. NCBI's taxonomy places the organism in Eukaryota, Metazoa, Chordata, Amphibia, Anura, Myobatrachidae. Gene Ontology annotation, biological process: T cell mediated immunity; negative regulation of complement activation, classical pathway.
GAUUUCGACAUCAGGGCGGACUGAGCACGUCUGGAGGAGGAGGAGGGAGACCGUGGCACCGUGCUCUGCUCAUGGACUUGUUCACUUUUGUGUCUGUUUCCAGUCAGUGUUUGGGGGAGGGCAGCUGCUGUGGCAGCGGGAAGAAGGCGUGCCGGGCAGUGGCCGGGUGGUACCCCGUGUAGCGGCAGCACAUCACGGACUGUGUAGCAAUACGCCUCCGUCCGCCAGUGCGGGCGAUUGCAAGUACGGCAAAGCCAUCACUGAGACUUGGAGUUGGGUCUAGGAGGCAAUACUGACAGCGGUGACCCGGAGCAGGGUGUCUCCGUCUUCUUCCCUACUAGAUCUCCAAUGUGGACAGAGGAAUAAAUUCAAGGCUUCAUCAUGUCCCCAGCAUCAUAUACCAAUGAAGCACCAUGUUUGAUUUUUCUGUACUUCAUAUUACAGAUCACUUGUGCAUGGGGUAAUUGUGGGCCUCCUCCUGUUAUAGAGCAUACUAAGGAAAUUAAUGAAACAUUUGGUGUACCAGGACAAGCUGUUGCUUAUACGUGUGAUCGAAGCUCUGGAUAUUAUGACCUUCCUGACAAAAGCAAAACUAUUACAUGCCAAGAUGACAACACGUGGUCUGUAAUCCCAGUGUUCUGUGCAAGAGCCUGCGAUGUUCCUGAAAGACUCCUGUUUGCAGUGUCAGAUGACCUUGACAAGGACAUCUUUCUGCCUGGCACAGCGGUGUCAUAUACAUGUCGACCUGGUUAUAGACGAGCACCUUUCACAAAGGCUUCAAUAAAAUGCUUAUCUAACUAUACAUGGUCUCAGCCGGACAAUUUCUGCACGCGUAGAUCGUGUGGGAGUCCUGGGGAAAUAAUAAAUGGAGAAAGAGAAGCUGAUGACUUUUUGUUUGGGUCUCGAGUUAUCUUCAAAUGUAAUGAAGGUUACCACAUAACAUCCAAACGACCUUAUAGAGAUUGCCUAGCCGAUGGAAAAUGGAGUAAUGAUCUCCCUGAAUGUGAAGCUGUUAUCUGUAGUCCACCAGAAAAGCCAAUUAAUGGAUCAUUUGAUCCCUAUAAGGAUGAGUACACCUUCUUGGAUGCUGUAACAUUUUCAUGUAAAAGGGGUUUACACUUUGUUGGUGAAGCUACCAUAUCCUGCACAGCUGAGGGAUCAUGGAGUGCUACAACUCCUACAUGCACAGGGGUUCAAUGCUCUGAUCCACAUGUUCCAAAUUCAAUUAGGUUGUCAGGAUUUAGGGGCCCAUAUUCUCUAAAUUCUGCUGUGUUAUUUGAGUGUAAGAAUGAUUACGUCAUGAAUGGAUCCAGUUCCAUCACUUGCCAGAUUACCAGUGAGUGGGAGCCCAAAGUCCCAGAGUGUCUGACUGUGUGUGUUUCUCCUCCCGAUCUUCCUUAUGCAGAACUUGAUGAAAGCUCUGCUCUCCUACCCAAUUAUUUCAGUGGCACGACUGUGCAGUACAAAUGCAAACACGAAUAUGAACGUGUUCCUAAUACAAAAAAUACUACAACUUGCUUAGACAAAAGCUGGUCCACAGCUGACGAGUUCUGUAAAACUGUGUGUGUUUCUCCUCCCGAUCUUCCUUAUGCAGAACUUGAUGAAAGCUCUGCUCACCUACCCAAUUAUUUCAGUGGCACGACUGUGCAGUACAAGUGCAAACACGAAUAUGAACUUGUUCCUUAUACAAAAAAUAAUAUAACUUGCUUAGACAAAAGCUGGUCCACAGCUGACGAGUUCUGUAAAACGGUGUGUGAGUCACCUCCCACACUCUCCUAUGCAGAACUUGAUGAAAGCUCUGCUCACCUACCAAAGUACUUCAGUGGUACGAUAGUGCGGUACAAUUGCACUAAUGAUUACAAACGUGAUCCUGAUAAAGAAAAUAGUAUAACUUGUGUGGAUAAAAGCUGGUCCAUGCCUGAUCAGUUUUGUAUACGUAUAAAAAACCCCGUCUACAUUUACAUCAUCAUAGGCACAGUCUGUGUAUUUAUUGUUCUACUACUUGUUGUACUUGUGAUUUGCUGCUGUAAGAAAAUGACAAAAAGCGGUGAAUAUUAUUGUGACUAUAAAAAGGACAAGUGUAUGAAGACCGUAGAGCACGCACUGUGAAAUAAUAAAAAUAAAUAAAAAUAAGGAAACCACAAGUCAUAUGAGCCCAAAUGUGCAGUUCACUUAAUGUGAAGCAUCAUUACAUCUGUAGAACUGAAGAUCUUUAUACAACUUUCUGACUUAUUGACCUCUGAGUCUGAAAUACACAAAAAAUCAUAUUCUGAGAAUUGACUUGGAUCUUUCCUUAUAAACUGGAUUGUUUAAAGUAUACUGUACCUACUGUAUGUUUCAACAGAGAUGAGUAACAAAAAAACAUUUGUGCCUAUAUAAAUCUUCCACUGUUUAGAACAACAAUUUUGGUAUAUGUUUUAAAGAAUCACAGUACCUUCUCCAAACUUUUUUAAUGCAUAUUUCGUGAAUUUUCAAUUUACAUAUCUAAAGUCUCAUACAACACAAUGCAUAAAAUGGUGCAAACAUGUAUAUUAAUUUUUUUAUAUUUUCUUUUUGUGUGUGUAUGGCAAAGAAGUGUUUAAUUUGUUGUGUUCCAGAUAUAGUGAUGUCACAUAAAUGUGACUGCUGUAGCCUAGUUCUUUUUCUACAUUUCUUUUAAGAACACCAUAGACUUCAGUCUAUAAAAAGUUUACAUAGUAUUUUAUCAAGAUCAGUCGAUGGAGGGAAUGUGCAGAUAGUGGUAUUUAAUGGUCACAAUUUGGAAAAAUUAUUAUUAUUAGUUUCACCCCAAAUAAGUCCUGCAUGAAUGAGAGCGAGUUAUGGAUGAGAGACGCAGAUCUUGUGCAGAGGUGAGAGGUCAAGUUGGGAGAUAUUUGGAGAUAAGCGAAGAGAUGUACUUUGGUGUAGUUUGGUUAAUGGCCUUGAGUGUAAAAUAAUUUUAUAUUGAAUAUGGUAGAAUACAGGCAGCCAAUGGAGGGACUGACAGAGCAGAUCAGCGGACAAACGUUUAGUGAGAAAGAUUAGCCUUGUAGCUGCAUUCAAAAUGGAAUGUUGAGGUAAGUAUCUGCUUUUGGUAAGAUCAGUAAGGAGACAAUUGCAAUAAUCAAUGCGGGAGAUAAUGAGUGCAUGGAUUAGAGUUUUUGCAGUGUUAGAUGUAUGUAACAUGAUUUAGAGACAGAUUGAAUGUAGGGAACAAAGCACAGUUUAAAGUCAAGGAUGACACCUAGGCAGUGAGCUUGUGGGGUAGGGUUGAUUGUCGAGUUAUCAACAGUGAUAGACAUGUCAGGUUGGUAACUAAUAUUGACCGGUGGAAAUAUAAUUAAUUCUGUUUUGGAAAUAUUCAGUUUGAGGUGGCAGAAAGGCAUUCAGUGACCUGGACCAAUACAGAUGGUGACAAAUCUUAAGAGGAUAGGUAGAUUUGAGUAUAACCCGUAUACAGAAGAUACUGAAAUCCGAAAGAGCUGAUAAGUUUGCCAAGAGAUGUGGUAUAGUUUGAGAAAAGCAGAGGGCCUAAGACUGAGCCUUGCAGUACUCCAACUGAUAGAGGUAGCGAAGCGGAGGUGGAAUCAGAGAAGCGAACACUGAAAAAUAGAUUAGAUAGGUACUGUAGGAUGAGAACCAAGAAAGGGCUGUGUCCUGAAGACCUAGGGAUUGUAGUGUUUGUAUGAGAAGACAGUGGUCAACAGUGUCAAAAGCAGCAGAGAGAUCUAGAAGAAUAUGAAGUGAGUAAUGGCUUUUAGACUUAGCAGUGACCAGAUCGUUCACUACCUUAGUCAGUGCUGUCUCUGUGGAGUGUUGGGAGCGAAAGCCUGACUGAUGUGGGUCCAUUAGAAGUUUAAAUAAUUAUCAACUGCAAUAACACAGUUAAUGUAACUAUAAUUAUACCAAACUGCAAAUGGAUAUCUUCAACAUCCAUAAUGUAUGCAAAUAACAAACGUUGAUCUACUCAAUUUAGCUUAGACUGUUCCAUGUGAGAGUUAGUAAUUCUUAAUUUAAUAUUUGUGUGAAAUAUAUGAGGCUGAAGCAGAGAUGGUUGCAAGAAAAGCAUGUAAAUAGUGUAUUUACAGACAUAGGCAGCCAUUUCCAACCAAAAAUGUAUCUGUAUUGUGAUGCAAGUACUGACUUUUGCAAUAUGUGGAUAGAUAGAAUAAAUAGAAGCCGCAAACAUUUCAGCAGUUUUACAAACCCAACAUUUAUUAAUUUUCCCCCUUUAUUUCUAUCAAUUGGCUCGACCUAAUUAGAUGCAAAGAAUGCGAGUUGCCAUUGCCAUGGUGUUUCAACGCCAGCAAUGGUAUCGCAUCUCGCGACACUAGCGGUCUAAUUUCUGCCCGAAUUUACUCAAAACUUCAUGCGUAUGAAUAUUUUUUUACUUGAAGUUUGGAAGGAGUUGCAUGAUUACCUUUCCCAUUUUUGACUCUCAAAUUAAUUUGAUAUUUCGAUCAUUUAUUAAGAGGAAAAUGUACCUGUUCAUACCAUUAAGUGGAAGAUCCGGAACCUUUGAAAGAAUCAAAUUGCUUGAUUGAGAAAAAAGAACUGCACAUUUCACUGUAGACAAAAUCAAUUCAUAGGGAAGUGUUCUAUAAUUUAUCCUCAAGCUUUCAAUGGUUUAUAUGGGGAUGGUACACUGUUUUAUGUGGUGAUGUCAUAUUACACUGAAACACCUCUCCUGCAUGUGUUUGAUUGUUUUGAAGGUGCAUACACACGGUGCGAUAUGCACUUAACUUUCCUUACGCCUUUGACUAUAUAGUCAAAAUCGUAAGGAAAAUUAGUGCAUAUUGCACCAUAUGUACACAGCUUACGAUGCCGAUGCGAGGUCCCACGGGAUUGGCAUCGCAACAAAAAAUAGACUGCACAGGCAGCCUAACAUUUACUAUAUCGGCCCCGUUGAAUAGUCAAUGUCGGGCAUACGGUGCAUCGCAUCGUGUGUACACACCUUUAGCACUAUUUGCAACUCAAGGUAGUGCCCUACUGGUUCAUUCAACAAUCGUAUUUUUUGGAAGAAAGACAUAGCUUGUGCCACUGGCUGCAAUCCUGGGUGUAUUGUGCAAAUUUAUAGGUUUAUAUUUAUUUAUUUCUAACUGCUGACUUAUGGCAGAUGAUCUAUUAGACAUAUUAGGAAGUAGUAUGUUAGUGCCAUCGGUUUUCUUUUAUUGCUCCUGUCUACCCCCUUUCAUUCUGCCUCCCUCUCUCCUUCUGUGUGACACUUACCCUGGUCGUGGGCUGUCAGACAUCUUCAGCUUCUGUUGUGCUUCCCAUCUCCGUUUCACCAGUGGAAGCAUUAGUAAGCUCCAGCUCCCAAUGUGCAUGACGGAGAUGGGACAGCCAUUCAAGAUUAUAUUGAUGUGGCCUCAUACACUGUGGCUCUAGGUCCCCGGCAACUCGGCUGUGAGGAGUGUCUUUUUAGUCCAAAACUAUUUGCAGAAAUAAAACAAUUGAAAGCAACGCAGUGUAGUUCCUAUGUGCCCCUUAUGAAAGGGAUUAUCUCAUAACCCUAAUGAGGACAUAUCUGAGUUCUAGAUUAUUCCAUGUGGUAAACAGAAAAAUUUAGGGUUGUUUUUUUAGCAUGGGGUUGAUAAGCAUUCACAUGUUAUUCCUUUUUUUAUCAAGUGUGUUACAGCAAUUGAUAUAAAACUUGUUCAUUGUUUUUGAUAAUUUCAUGUUAAUACUAUAAAUGUAUCUUUUGUUGGAGAAAAAGAUAUGAAGGACUGUCACUGUACCGGCAUGUUGGACUAGUGUGGUGUUGUUAUAUGUAAAUAAGCUUUAACAGCUGUUUAAUUACAAAGAUUAUUAAAAGGGAAAAAAAACACAGAUUGAGUUCCAGUCUCCUAAUAAACCCAAGUUAAAUAAAAAAAAUACAUUACAA